AUGAGUGAUUCAGUAAAUCAGCAUGAAACAUUAUCAAAUACGCAUCUUCAAUUCCCUCCGGUAAUUAUUCCAAAAAUCAAUUAUUUCCCAUGUUCUUCAAUCAAUCAGAAUGAAACUUCUUAUAUGAAAUUAAAUAUUCAUUGGCCUAAAUAUUUUCUAACACAUAAACCUGUUGCACCAAUGGAUGUAACAAGUGCAAGAUUAUCUUCAACAGUACCGUCUACUGGAUCACCGUCGAUAUUUCCAUUACGUCAACUAAAUGAAGAAACUGAGAAGAUUAACAAACAGACAUUGUAUACAUUUCAGAAAUCCCUUCCAGUAGCUUGUUUACAAUUGAAAAUACGAUUUCUUUCUAAUCGAACUGAUAGUAAAAUUGUAGUAAAUUUAGGAUCAAAUAAGCAAACUAUUCGAGCUCUACUCAACACUGAUGAUCCUAAUGACUAUAGCUACGAUCAAGAAUAUGAUAUUGAUGAUGAAGAUGAGCAACGCGAUCACUCAUCACCAUCGAGUACAUCAUCGUACACUUCGAGAACAAUGUCUCGAUUAGAUUGGUCAAUUUUUAAAGAACAGAUAUCAGAUUUACAAAAUAAUAAUAGUACUCUACCCUAUAAUAUAUGGAUAAAUGUUACAAUACCUAUAUAUACUACUAAUAAUAAUAAUACUGAAAAUACUGUAUACAACAAUCAGUACACAGAUGAACAUGAAUAUGCUGAAAACAAAUUAGUCAAUAUUAUAGCACAAUCAGAUGAAUGGAUAGCUUUCGCUACUGUUCAAUCAUUAAAUAUCCUAAGUACAAGUAAUGUAUGCCUUGAUGAUAUAUAUUUAUUUACAAUGCGGAAUCAAAAUCUACUCAAAUCUACUUGUCAACGCAAAGUAAGCUGGUUAAAUGCAAGUAGGAAUAAUUCUAUACAAAUUCUACGUAUUAAUUCACUUGGUUAUCCUAUACUGAAUAUGACUAGUAUUCGAAAUCGUAUGAACAGCAUCAAUAGCAAAAAUAAUAUCAUUAUACAAUCAUUCAAAUCAAUGAAUUCUAAGAAACAUCCAUUCUAUAAUGGUUAUCAUAUUUUAUGGAUUGCUGGUUCAUUAAUAUUAGCCUUAUUUAUUAUAUUCUUAGCUAUAUUAUUUAUAAUUACAUUUAGUCUAUCGGUUAUAUGUAGUCAACGAAAAAUUUCCACAAAUUCACCGGUGACUACUAUAAAUAAUGAUAUAAGUAGUCGAAAUAAAACUGGUGAAAAUUUUCAUCAGCAUAAUCGUCGAAAAGUGUAUUCACAUCGACAUCAUCAUCAUCAUCAUUGUGAAGAUAAUUCUAAAGAUGGUUUCCUUCAAAUAUUACCAGAAGAUCCAAUUAAUUCAUUAUUUAAUGAUAUGUCUUCAAAUUCACUGCAUGGUUUAUUGUAUCAUUCUCCAUUCAGUGGGCAACAACUAGAACUACAUUCUGAUCGGCAACAACAACAACAACAAAAGGUACAGCAAACUUCAACAGGACAUCAACAACACUUCUUGGAUGAUAAUUCCACUGAACUUAGUUUGUAUACACAAGAUGAUCAGAAUGAAUUGAUGAAUUCAGUAAACAGACAAACUGUUGAUGGUUCAGAUAAUGCCUCAGCAACAAGUGCAAUACAACUAUUGCGUAAUUGGAAUUUUUAUAAACAACGUGCUAUACCAUGUUGUCGGUGUUAUUCACCUACUGCUGUUGUAAAUGCUGUCAAAUACUCUGGUCUUGUCCAACCGAAUGCUUUAAAUACAUCAAUGUUUUUAUGCAUGGAGAAUCAUCCAUUAUUCAACGGGGAUUGUAAUCAUAACAAUAUUACAACGACAACAACUAAUAAUAGUAAUACAAAUGCAAUUACAUGUGAUAAUUUAGAGGAGAAUGUAAUGUAUCGAUGUCAUUCACGAGUUGGUUCACCUCGUCUACCACCUGCUAUGCCUGAAGGUCGACAAUCAUUGAUUUUAUCAGUUAACGCAAACAAUGAACUAGUUAUAUUACCACCACCAUCAUCAACAACAACAACGACUAAUUCUAGUACUACUGCUACUACUAAUGACAAUAACAGUAGUAGAUGUUAUAAUCAGAAAGAAAAUGUCUCACCGACAACACAGAAGGAAAGAAACACCGACAAUAUGUUUGGCGUGUUGAAUAGUCUAUCCGAGGAGGAUGCUGAAGCGACACGUCUAGAAAUGGCAGCGUCUGUUGGUGCAUUAGAUCAAUACUUACAUCAUGAAGAUAGAACACUAGAUGGUAUUGAUUAUACCUUGUCAACUGUUCCACGUUCAUUGAUAGGCAGUAGCGAACCACCGCCGAGUUACAGUGAUUCAUUACCUUCAUAG
This is a messenger RNA of Trichobilharzia szidati, 2328 nucleotides long. Lineage: Eukaryota; Metazoa; Platyhelminthes; Trematoda; Strigeidida; Schistosomatidae. The record is from the annotation of a GenBank genome assembly.